Vanessa tameamea is the source of this 1847-nucleotide messenger RNA. RefSeq names its product CDP-diacylglycerol--glycerol-3-phosphate 3-phosphatidyltransferase, mitochondrial (gene PGS1). Gene Ontology annotation, biological process: cardiolipin biosynthetic process. The record is from RefSeq and is a predicted model, not a curated record. Gene Ontology annotation, cellular component: mitochondrion. Bases 170 to 1540 code for a protein of 456 amino acids. The transcript is spliced from 7 exons. Lineage: Eukaryota; Metazoa; Arthropoda; Insecta; Lepidoptera; Nymphalidae. Gene Ontology annotation, molecular function: CDP-diacylglycerol-glycerol-3-phosphate 3-phosphatidyltransferase activity.
AUUGACAUUUGACAAUCAGGUGUUUUUGACAGCGAAUAUAAAAUUGUAAUUCACAAUUGAUUUUAAAUAAAGAAAAAUAUAAAUAAUAAAUACAGACGUUUACUUUUAAAAUUGAAACUGUGAUACAAGUAUAAAAUCAGAUUAAUCUUUUCAUGAAUUAGAGUUUAAAAUGUCAUUUCGAUUUAAACCAACAGAAUUACAACAUUUUAAUUGGAUGUUUAAUCUAGCUCCAUGUUUUCCUGUUAAUGCCUCAAAAAUAAAUAUUAUAAAUGAUCCCAACAAAUUUUAUGACACCAUAUACGAAAGAUUUAAAAAUGCCAAACGUAGAAUUUCUUUAGCCAGUUUAUAUAUUGGCACGGGUGAAUUAGAAAAAAAAUUGUUAGAGGUUACAGUACAUAACGUUAGAAAUAAGAAAGAUUUAAAUUUUCAUGUUUUACUUGAUUAUCAACGAGGCACUCGGGGCAAAGAUAACUCACAAACAUUAUUUCGUCAAUUUGUAAAUGGUAUUUCUGAUAGAUGCCACUUAGCUUUGUAUCAAACACCAAGACUUCAUGGAACGUGGUCUAAAGCUCUUCCCUCUCGCUACAACGAGAUUGUGGGUCUUCAACAUAUGAAGCUAUAUAUUGCUGAUGAUUCUAUAAUAUUGAGCGGAGCAAAUUGUUCAAAUGACUAUUUUCAACAAAGACAGGAUCGUUACAUAGAAAUUGAGGAUCAAGAUUUAGCAAAUUUUUAUUGUGAACUAAUAGAUGAAGUAGCAAAGCAUAGUAAACCAAAUCAUUCUGAUUCUAUAACUAGUAAUAUAUCUAAAGAAGUUGUUAUAAAACAAGUCAAUCAAAAUAUUACAUAUCUAAUUAAUAAAUGGAAAGACAGACAAGCUUCUAAAUUAUCAUCCCUCAAUGAAAGUAUUAAAGACAAAGACACAUGGAUAUUUCCUCUGAUACAAAUGGGGGAAUUCAACAUAAAUCAAGAUGAACAAGCAACUUGUAAAAUUUUAUCUUCUGCACCAGAAGGAUCUCUUUUUCGUUUAGCAACUGGUUAUUUUAAUUUGACUGAAAAAUAUGCUGAUAUUUUACUUGGACAAUGUAAAGCGAGUAUAAGUCUGUUGAUGGCACAUCCAAAUGCUAAUGGAUUCAUGGGAGCUGCAGGACCGGCUGGUGGUAUACCUCAUGCUUAUUCAUUAAUAGCUAGGAAAUUUUGGCAGCAAGUUGUUAAUUAUGACCAAAUGAACAGAGUACAGAUAUUGGAAUAUGAAAGAACAGGAUGGACUUUUCAUGCAAAGGGUCUAUGGUACUAUCCCCCAAGUAGCGGUGUGCCGUGGGCGACGGUGGUGGGUUCUGCUAACUUGGGCGAGCGUUCAGUACGGCGAGACCUUGAAGCUCAGGCUGCAAUAUUUACCUCUUCACUCGAUUUACAGGAAAGACUUCACAAUGAGUGUUCAAGACUUCAUGACUAUGCUUCUGAAUGUAGCACAGACUUGCAGAAGAGACAAGCGCCGUUAUGGGUACGGGCUACUGUAGGAUUAUUUAGGACAUAUUUUUAAAUGUAAUUUUAUAUUUCAAUGGAACUUGUAGUGUACACAGGAUACCUUAUAUAUAUGUACCUAAUUUAUGUAUUGAAAGUUCCUGUACUUGAGACUUUGUUGGUGUGGAUGUUAUGCAAUCCAGGCUAGAUUGACUAAAGACAAGGUUACCUAUAGCCAAAUAUAUUUUGAAAGACGUUGAAUCUGCUAAGUUCGCCUGCCUUUUUCAAUUAGGAAGCAAUUAAGGACUUAUUCCUAAAAGACAUUAAUAAUAAUUAUUUAUGUUUCUCUGUAAUAUUUAUUAUGGAAGAGAACUAUACUUAUAUGA